Neohortaea acidophila is the source of this 786-nucleotide messenger RNA. Its product is annotated as kinase-like domain-containing protein. Gene Ontology annotation, cellular component: IRE1-TRAF2-ASK1 complex. Gene Ontology annotation, biological process: IRE1-mediated unfolded protein response; intrinsic apoptotic signaling pathway in response to endoplasmic reticulum stress; protein phosphorylation. Bases 1 to 786 code for a protein of 261 amino acids. Gene Ontology annotation, molecular function: protein serine/threonine kinase activity; RNA endonuclease activity; ATP binding. NCBI's taxonomy places the organism in Eukaryota, Fungi, Ascomycota, Dothideomycetes, Mycosphaerellales, Teratosphaeriaceae. The transcript has a single exon. The record is from RefSeq and is a predicted model, not a curated record.
AUGGACUGGACAACCCCAGACGGCUCCUACUUCUCCCUUAGAGAAGUGCACGAGUGGACGGAAGACUACAGCAAGCAGAGCUUCUUAUACACCUCCGUCAGCGCCUAUGUCCAAGGAAGCCCAUACACCGCACGUCUGCCUGAACACGCCGACGAGAUUGACGAGGGAGACGUUCUCGCCGCUUUAUCACCCGUGCCAUCCGCUUGUAUACAUCCAAAGUUCUCCGACACGGUAAAAGUUGCCCCCAAGGUCAACUCUGCCAUCCAUUACCUCAAGGCUCCGUCGUUCCAAUACGACGAUUGUCAGCCCGGCGAAACAUUUGUGGCCGAUUGUGUCCUGAAUGAAGUCACGGUUCUAGAACUACUCUCCAAGGAUCCACACCCCAACAUCGUCUCAUAUCUCGGAUGUGUCGAAGAAGCAGGCCGCAUUUCCCACAUCUGUCUCAAGCGCUACGAUGGCAACUUACCAGAUUACGCCGCCAACGGCCUCUCCGCCGAUCAGAAGAAACGAGUGAUCCAUGGCGUUGCGGCCGCCAUAGAACAUCUGUACUCUCUUGGCCUCGCACACAACGAUAUCAACCCGCACAACAUCUGUAUCGAUUCCAACGAGGAGCCUAUUCUGAUCGACUUCGACGGCUGCUUACCCUUGGGCGAGAAGCUAAUGAAAGGCACGGCGUCGGUAAUCGCCAUCUGUCGAGAAACAGGCCGCCAAAUAUCACAUCAACAGAACGACUUGGACGGCCUGGAGGAGAUCCGAGGUUUCUUGCGCUGCGUAAAGGAAACGUGA